AUAAUAACAAGAUCACUGGAAAGUAAUUACAGUGCAGUGAACUUCCGGCGCUCGUUUUCAUGGUCGCAGGGAUUAUUUGUUUCUUCAGUCAGUAGUCUACAAUCUUUUGAUACAAGUAUACGAUUGUUAAUAAGGAUAAACUCGACCGUUAUCAAAGUUUUUUAAAAUUACUUUUGCAAUGCGGUUAAUAUUAUCAUUAAGCGCUACGGCGCUCUUGCUCGGCGUUGUACUAACGGCACCCGCAGGACCAAAUUUGGAUGGUUGGGAUGACACACCCAGCAGAAGUUCCGGAUCCGAAAAAAGCUCCAAAUCAUCCAUGAGUUCCGGUUCCCGCCCAAAAGCCGCCGCACCGUCCGCCUCCGACGACGAUGCCUACACCGGAAGCUACCAGCCGAAGCCGAAGAAGACCGUCAAAAAGACCGCAUAUACCGAUGAGGACACCUAUGAAGAACCGGCGGAGGAUUCCUACGGCAGCAAUUACAAUUCCAGUGGCUCCGGAUAUUCCAUGAAAAAGACCGCCAAGAAACCGUACCAAAAGAAGGCCACGACAUACGACGAUAGUUACGAUGAAGGUUAUGAUGAGUAUGAGACCACCAAGAAACCGAAGAAAGUUUACAAGAAGAAAGAGGAGACGUAUGAAGAAUAUGCUGAUGAUUAUGCCACCACCAAAGCCUACAAGAAGGCCUACAAAAAAGACAACCAGACGUACAGUACCUAUGAUGAUGAUUAUGAGGCCACUCCCAAACCAUAUAAAAAGCCCGCCAAAAAGAUGUACAAUGAUACAUAUGAAGAGGAGUAUGAGACCACAAGAAAGCCGUACAAAAAAGCGUACAAGAAGGUCAACAGCACUUACGACACUUACGACGAGGAUUACGAAACUACAAAGAAACCCUACAAAAAACCAGUGUAUAAAAAACCAAUGAACGACACUUACGAUACUUAUGAAGACGAAUACGAAACCACUAAGAAGCCUUACAAGAAAACAUACAAAAAAAAGGUCAACACGACAUACGAAGAACCCGAGGAGGAAUCGUACGACUAUGCAACGCCGAAGAAAACUUAUAAAAAACCCGCAAAAGCACCCGCCUACGAAGAAGAAGAAUAUGAACAACCACAGAAGCCUUACAAGAAAACAAAGAAAACUAGCUAUACACAGGAAACGGAAGAAUACGAUUCUGGAUACGCCAACAGCACUGCCUAUAAACCCGCAAAAUCGGAAAAGAUGAAGAAACCGGUAUCGUAUGAUGACCUGCCGGAAGAAGGUUAUGAGCCGACUUACGAGAAGAAACCUGCUGCCAAGCCCAAGAAAACGUACGCAAAACCGAAGGAAGAAACGUAUGACGAAGAAUACGAAGAUGACUAUGCGCCGACGUAUAAGACAACAAAGAAAUACGCGCCAAAGAAGAAAGUCUACGCACCCGCUGAAACUUACGAGGAACCGGCGGAAGAUGACUACCAGGAGACCAAACCGACUUAUGGCAAGAAAAAGAAGUCGACCUACGAAUACUAAUGCCGCGGUUAUGUAAUACUGGGCAGAUUUCUUAUCGAUCUAUGUAUGUGCGUGUGACGGUCAGAUAUCUCUGUUGUUAACUGGACAAUGGACAAACUGGAAAUGUUUGUAAAAAGUGGCGACAAGAGAACUGAGUAUAGAUAUGUAAACCAACUGUGCUUGGAAUAUUUGUACUCGUAUUACUUGUAAAAUAAAAUUUAGUGGUGA
Molecule: messenger RNA, 1717 nt
Organism: Paramacrobiotus metropolitanus
Lineage: Eukaryota; Metazoa; Tardigrada; Eutardigrada; Parachela; Macrobiotidae
Product: adhesive plaque matrix protein-like
Exons: 3
Coding region: 179-1510 (443 amino acids)
Source: RefSeq, a predicted model, not a curated record